Messenger RNA from Lathyrus sativus (Indian pea), 426 nucleotides. The record is from the annotation of a GenBank genome assembly. NCBI's taxonomy places the organism in Eukaryota, Viridiplantae, Streptophyta, Magnoliopsida, Fabales, Fabaceae.
AUGGAGCAGAAAUUGGUAUCGAUUUGGGAGAAAAUUGAUCAGUUCCCUAUGAAAGAUGUUUUCAAUAUGGAUGAAAUUGGGUUGUUUUAUAGGCUACAGGCUGAUCAUUUACUGGCAGCAAAACAACUUGAAGGAAGAAAACAAGAUAAAGAAAGGCUGACGGUAGUUAUUUGUUGCAAUGAAGAUGGCUUAGAAAAAAUCCCUCUAUGGAUUAUUGGGAAAUAUGCAAAGCGUCGUUGCUUCAAGAAUUUCAACAUGAAUAGCUUGGAUUUUCAGUAUCGAGCUAACAAAAAAGCAUGGAUGACUAGUGUUCUUUUUGAUGAAUAUGUUCGUUCAUUUGACCAAAUGAUGCAUGGUAGAAGAGUUCUACUUGUGGUGGAUAAUUGUCCAGCACAUCCAAGAAAUAUUGAAGGGCUAAGAAACUGA